CACAAUGGAAGAGACUCCAGUUAAAGUGGCCGUGAGAGUCCGUCCUCUGCUGUCCAAAGAAAUCCUUCAUAACCACCAAGUGUGCGUGAGACCUGUCCCCAACACACAGCAGAUCAUUAUUGGGAAGGACCGCGUCUUCACGUUUGACUUUGUGUUUGGGAAGAACGCUUGCCAAGAUGAUGUGUUUAGUUCGUGUAUUAAGCCUCUUCUCGUGUCGCUGAUUGAAGGAUACAAUGCUACUGUUUUUGCCUAUGGACAGACUGGCUCUGGCAAGACAUACACAAUUGGAGGAGGACAUGUUGCUUCUGUGCCAGAAGAAGAUAUGGGUAUUAUUCCCCGUGCCAUCCAAGAGCUGUUCGAGAGUAUAUCUGAACAUCACAAUGUUGACUUCAGUAUUAAAGUGUCUUACAUUGAGGUGUAUAGAGAAGAGCUGCGGGACCUUCUAGAACUGGAGACCAGCGCAAAAGAUCUCCACAUCAGAGAAGACGAAAAGGGCAACACAGUUAUUAUUGGUGCCAAGGAAUGCCAAGUGGAAAGUGCUGAUGAAGUCAUGAGUCUGCUAGAAACUGGCAGUGCUGCCCGGCAUACCAGCGCAACUCAAAUGAACGAGUACUCCAGCCGCUCCCAUGCCAUAUUCACCAUUAGCAUAUGCCAGCAAAGAGCCUCAAAUACUGACCAUACAAACAACAGCUCAGUGCAGAUGAUCACUUCAAAGUUUCACUUUGUUGAUCUAGCAGGGUCUGAAAGAGUGACAAAAACUGGGAACACCGGAGAAAGAUUUAAAGAGUCCAUCCAGAUUAACAGUGGGUUACUGGCCCUGGGAAAUGUAAUAAGCGCCCUGGCCGAUCCUAAAAGGAAAGGUGCGCAUGUGCCUUACAGAGAUGCUAAAAUCACACGUAUCCUAAAAGACUCUUUGGGGGGAAAUGCCAAAACUGUCAUGAUUACAUGCAUUAGCCCUUCCUCCUCUAACUUUGAUGAGUCUUUGAACUCCCUUAAAUAUGCUAAUCGAGCUAGAAAUAUUAAGAACAAACCUAUAGUAAAUUAUAACCCCGAUUGGGACAGAAUUGAUGAAAUGGAACUAGAAAUCAAAGCAUUACGAGAAGCUUUGCAAAAUCAGCAAAGUAACAGAGUGAGCCGAAUAAGCCAAGUAUCUCAGGAGUGGAGCCAAGAUAAAGACAAAAUACGCUGUCUGGAGGAGCAGAUAGGGCACUUGCAAAUGGAGUGCUUUAACUACAGACACUGUACCGAGGAGGCUUUGGAACUGCUUCUCGAUCUGAAGGAUGUGCCUAGCAUAACACAACCCCAGAAGAACAAGCUCCAGAACUGGCUCAAUAUGGCCGAAGGUUUGAGAAAUGAAUUGACGGCUGUAACAGGCAGAGAUACUGAGGAAGACAGAGAAGAACCGCAUCACAUCACCAUCUUACAGCUGAAAAGGGAACUGAAGAAAUGCCAGGAAGCCCUGGCAACGGAUGAAGAAGUGUUUGCUAGAAAGGAGCUGGAAAUGAAAGAAUUGCAUGGCCAGAUCCAGUCGCUGCUGCAGGAAAAGCAGGAAUAUCAAACGUGUAUGCAGGAGACAGAGCACACGAAGAACAUUCAGACUGAAAAACUUGUGGAACAACAGCUUCUCAUUGAUGAACUGAAAAAUAAAUUGGAGAAGAUGUCGUAUAACCUGUCUUCGCUAAAUGGCAGUAAAGAUGAAGAAUGGAAUAAUAUAUCUAAGAGACCUUACAGUGUACCCCUUCAUUGCCAAUCUCAGCAUCUCUCAUUAAGUGGCAAAGCAUCCGCUACCCAACCAUCGCAAAGAAAGGUGCAAAGCAGUCCUCCUUCGUACUCCUUGGAGCGAGUGGUGGCAGGAUUUCGAACCCGCAGCCAGAUGCUCCUAGAUUUAAUAGAAGAGCAGGAUGAGGUUUUGCAUGAAAAAUUCUCAGACCACAGUGAUGAUGAAAAUAAUAAGAAGGAGAAACAGAACAGAAAGAAAUCACCAUUUAGACGCUCUAUCAAUCGGACGUGGACACGAAGUCCGGCCCCGCAGACGGCUGAAAUAAAUACUGAUCCAAACCAAGCCCACAAGCCUCUAUCAAGGAGUGAAGGCUUCUCAAACGAUGAGACUGUUUCAGAUACAGCCAUUGUAUCACUCCAGGAGAGUCAAGAGCUGAAUAUGAAGAGAUUAAAACAUUCCGAACUUCGCCUAGCAGAUGCCAAACAGAAGAUGAGAGAGCUUACCAUCAAUAUAAAAAUGAAAGAGGAACUUAUCAAAGAGUUACUGAAAACAGGCACCGAUGCCCAGUUAAUAAAAUCACACUAUUCGCAGAAGAUAUCCCAGCUGGAGCAGGAAGCGGAGCAGGCAAAGGCAGACCUGGCAGAAGCGCAGAAACAGCUGCAGGAGCUGGAGGAAAAAGAGCUGCGAGACAUUGCCCAAAAAGCAAAGCUCCAGAGAGACUUCCGCAAGAGAAUGGAUGCAGCAAAACUCAAAGUGCAGGAGCUACAGAAGAAGCAGCAGGACACAAAGAAGCUAGCAUCUAUUUCAGUGCACAAUGAGAAGCGCGUGACAAAUCUUGAACAAAACGUCAAUCAGAUGCGACAGCAACAGGUCCAGCUACAAAAAAAACUGAGAGAUGAAACGGAGAAAAAGAAGAAAUUAGACUUGGCAAUCCAGAAGGACCAGCAGCAAAUCAAGGAGCUCCAGCUAAAGAAUGAACAGCAACAAAAAAUGUUAAAAUUAAAAAAUGAAGAGCUUGCAGCCUUUAGAAGAAAGAAGAGUACCGCUGGGAUACCAGACCCGAUGCAGAUAAAACUAGAGGAACAAAAGAAGUGGCUCGAUGAAGAGGUCGAGAAAGUCUUGAAGGAACGACAAGCGCUAAAUGAACUUGAGGAAGAAUUAAAGAAAAGAGAAGAAACCAUUAGUAAGAUGGAAUCCUUGCUCCAGGAGAAGAGCCACCUAGACAUAAAAAAGCUCAGAUCAAGCCAGGCUCUAAACAGCGACAUGUUAAAGCUGUCAACUCGUCUGAGCGUUUUAGAGAGUGAACUGUCUGAUAAAACAAAAAGACUGAAAAGCGGUGAUGCAGAGGAGCAGAGAAAAGUGUCUGAGGAGAUCAAAAUAUUACAGAAGGAAAGGGAUCAACUCCUACAGAGAAGAGACAGCCUGGAUGAGAAACUGAAAAAUGGCAGAGUGCUGUCGCAAGAGGAAGAACACGUCCUGUUCCAGCUGGAAGAAGGCAUAGAUGCACUGGAGGCAGCCAUUGAGUACAAGAAUGAAUGCAUUCAGAGACGGCAGCAGUCUGUGAAAGACUCUACUCAGAUACUCACACAGAGCGAAACCAACGUGAUUGAGAAAUUUAGUUCUCUCUCACCACCCGAGACCAGAUCUAUCCUUGUCAGAUACUUCAACAAGGUUGUAAGCCUGCGUGAGUCGGAGCGUAAACUGCAGAUGCAGUCCCAAGAGCUGGCAAUGAAGGUCACUGAGCUGGAGAGUAUAGUGAGGGAGCUGGAAUCUGCGUUGGAGCAUCUUACUCUACAAAGCGACCGACAGCUGACUCAGCAGCAAAAGGAGCAUGAGCAGAAGAUGCAGCUGCUGUUGCAGCACUUUAAAGAUAAUGAUGGCACAGUCUCUGCAUCAAGCAUUAAGGCCUAUGAAGCCAAAAUUGAGGAGCUAGAAAAAGAGCUUUUCUUCUAUAAGAAAACCAGCCGGGAGUUUAAAAAGAAAUUAAAGGAGGUUGUUGGAGAAGUGAAUGCUUCUAUUCCCAAAAACAGUGGGCCAGGAGAUGGACUUCAACGAGAGGAUGACAUAGCAUCAAUUGUUUCUAAACAACAGAUGUUAUUCCAACCUGAAAACAAGCCAAACACAAAGUCAAAAGAAAUGCCAAACUCUCGACAUCGGCAGAAUGCUUACAGAGCCGGUGGGAAUAAUUCAGAAGCUGAUGAGCAGUUUUCUGAAUCACGCAGGCAAAAUAGAAGGCACUUUUCCAGUGGAGAUGAUACAGGUGACUUAGAGGAACCACACGGUAUAAAACCUCAACCCCAGUUCACAUCUCAGAUGUCAAAAGUAGGUUCUAACAUAACCCAACUUCGUUCGACUCCAGUCAAAUUAUCACGUCGUGACCUGCGUCAGAUAUCGGUGUCAGAGCUCUCGACCCGACGCUCUAGCUUCAGCUCCAUUCCUGCUGAUUCGAUUGAAAUUGCACGAAAGUCAACAGACUUUAAGGUUUAAUCCUUUUGUGCGUGUUACAAAGAACAGCACUUAUACAUAUAGCAGUCUUUUUUUUUUUUUUGCACACAUCAUGGACCAUUCCUGAAAUCAAAGCUUUACUUACUGAUUUACAGAUAGGCUGCACUCAUUUAUAGAAGUGUUAUUUCGUGUAUGUUGUCCUCAACAGCUGUUACCUUACUACUUUAACUUAUGGUUCCCUUAAAUUAAAUAUUAAUAAGAAAA
Molecule: messenger RNA, 4429 nt
Organism: Spea bombifrons (plains spadefoot toad)
Lineage: Eukaryota; Metazoa; Chordata; Amphibia; Anura; Pelobatidae
Gene: KIF27
Product: kinesin family member 27
Exons: 17
Coding region: 5-4207 (1400 amino acids)
Biological process (GO): mitotic spindle organization; microtubule-based movement
Molecular function (GO): ATP binding; microtubule binding; microtubule motor activity
Source: RefSeq, a predicted model, not a curated record